AUGGAGUUGGCAGUAUAUCAACUGAAAGAUGCGGAAAAUCAGUGGUACACUGAGUGGGAGAAUUCGAAGGCUAGUGAUGCUGAGCUUUCAGAGUGGGGUGAAUUUGUGGAAGCUUUUUUGGAUGAACUGGUAGGUAACAUGAGAACCCACAUGAGUAAGUUUGCAUCUGGUCUCUCGAAUAACUUUGUGUUGGAAUACAAAGGGGCAAUGCUGAACAGGGAUAUGGAUUUCUCCAUAUUUUUUGUUCACAUGCAACAAGUUGAGGAGAAGAAGAAAAGGGUGGUAGGAGCAAGGGAGAAUUACAAGCAGGCUAAGAGGUCCAGGCCGAGAGUGAAGGGUACAUUGUCACAAGGGAGUGUAUCCCAGCUUGCUAGGUCAUACCCUCGAUGUUACUCAUAUAGAAAGUAUCAUCCAACGAAGUACCAGUUAGGUAGGUUAGUGUGUUAUGCUUACGGCCAGCCAAGCCUUAUUCAGGGAGACUGUCCAUCUGAUAGAAGAUAUUUUGGAGGUUCUAAGUCCCAACCAAAUUCCUCAGCACCACUACCACCACCUAAAGGCACUACUUCUGUCAUCGGAGGUCGGCCGCAACAAAUUUAUGCUCUAUCCAGUUGCCAAGAUAUAGAGGCAUCACCAAAUAUGGUCACAGGUUAUGAAAUGGCACCUGAAGAAAAGAACCCCAAACCUACAAAGGAGGAACAAUAG
This is a messenger RNA of Capsicum annuum, 702 nucleotides long. RefSeq lists its product as uncharacterized. The coding region runs from base 1 to 702 and encodes 233 amino acids. The transcript has 4 exons. The record is from RefSeq and is a predicted model, not a curated record. Lineage: Eukaryota; Viridiplantae; Streptophyta; Magnoliopsida; Solanales; Solanaceae.